This is a messenger RNA of Hemibagrus wyckioides, 2029 nucleotides long. RefSeq lists its product as uncharacterized. Gene Ontology annotation, cellular component: heterotrimeric G-protein complex. Gene Ontology annotation, biological process: G protein-coupled receptor signaling pathway. The transcript has 3 exons. The record is from RefSeq and is a predicted model, not a curated record. The coding region runs from base 118 to 336 and encodes 72 amino acids. Gene Ontology annotation, molecular function: G-protein beta-subunit binding. Lineage: Eukaryota; Metazoa; Chordata; Actinopteri; Siluriformes; Bagridae.
GGCGGGUGUUGAGUGAGUUCACUAUCUAUCUAAUAGUGUGCGCUUCCGGUUUCAGUUUCUUGGGCGUUUUUUAAAAACUUUCUUUUUUUUAAGUGGAGAAUCUUUAAAUUGGUCGCCAUGUCGAACAAUAACGCCACCAGCACGAGCCUGGCCGUCGCUCACAAGGCUGUGAAGCAGCUGCGGCUCGAGGCCAGUGUCCGCCGAAUCCACGUUUCCCAGGCAGCUGCAGAUCUGAAGAAUUUCUGCCUCCAGAAUGCUCAUAAAGACCCUCUGCUGAUGGGCGUCCCGUCUGGAGAUAACCCUUUCCGCCCUCCCAAAUCAUGUGGCCUGCUCUGAGGUACACUGCCUGCUGCAGUGCACUGUGUGGACUGUGAUGGUCAUCCAAAAAGACUUCAUGGAGCAACACACACCCACACACACACACACACACACUAUACUACAGUGUUAUGAGAGCUCUUCUUGCUGGAUGUCUCGCCCUACACUGUGCAUGACCUCUAAACUGCAGUAUCGUAUUCUCACUAAACCAGUCCUGACUGAACGGCCCACUUCCUGCCUUCUCAGCGCUUUAGAGGCGAUUGACGACCGAUUCAAAAGAACGAAUUAUUUCUUUUAUACAAGGCAGAAAACUGUUAUGGAAAAAGAAACCUUUGAGGUUUAAAAUUGCUGUAAAUGCUGAGAGAUGAAGUGAAUCGUUCAGAGCAGGAUUGUACUGUUACCUUUAUCUUUUUCCUUUAUUUUUUUUUGGGAGUUAAUAUUGACACUUCUCACUGUAUUGAUACAGAAUCCCUUCACACACUUGCUUUAGGUACUGUAAUUCCAAGACUACAGCUAGCUCUGGAGAUUGAUGUUCUUUCUGCUUGGAGAAACAAAGUUCUGCAUACUUCUACAUAUCUGUCGCUAUGCCACGUGUUAGCAGAACAUCGUCUGAUUGGCGUAGUGUGACGCUUGUCCUGAUACUACAGUGUUGCAUUGCUGAUGUCAGGUGUGUGAAAUCAUGAAGCCUUCAUUCAAUCAUGAAGCCUUCAUCAUAAAGUCGUUUGAUCAUUAAGAACGUUACUAUAACAUACUAUAAAUGUUUCUGUUAUUAGACUUUUAAUGCGUAGAACACUGACUGAUGCCUCCGUAAAUCACUGGAGUAUCGCGUCUACCGUAAUUACACUAACACUAAACCAAGCUUAAAUCUAGAAACCUUAAAAGUUUCUCUGCAGAAAUGCUUAAAAAUUCAGUGUUUCCUGAUUAUGUAAAGGGGCUACAACGUUCCUAACCAUAACUCAUCUGGAGAACCCGAGAGAAAGAACUUUAUUUUUCUAAGAGUGUUAGAAAUGGACGCCUUAGAAUGAGCGUCUCCAUCGUGGAAGCCGCGGAAACCGGCCUCAUGGAAGCUUUUCCACUUUUUUCUUAAACUUCACCUUCUAGCAUUGAUAUGAAGAAGGUUCUAUAUUAGACGAAUGAUGGGAGAGGUUUCUAACACUAGGGUGUAGAUUUAUCAAAAUGAUCCUUUACUAAUUUAUUCGCAAUCGAUUUACAUUAAAAAGAUUGAAUAAUGUUGGUCUACUGAUUCGUAUUAGUAUUAUUCUCCACACUUUAUGCUCUUCAUCAUUAAACCGAGGUUUUUAGCCCUAAAAACACAUUACUGACCACAUGUGCAGAUUAUGAUACUGUAUAUGCAUGUGUUUUAUCACACACACAUACACACACUGAUGCUCUGGAUAUGCAAACCACAUAAAUAUUAAUCCUUAAGCUGAAAGGUUUCUAACACUAGAGUGAUAUUAACACUGAAGCAUAAACGCUCUGAUUUUUCUUGUGUUUUGGGUGAAACUUUAUUUCUAAUUUAGGGGAAAAUCAGUCUGUCUGUGUUUCCACAUUCACUAAAGUAUGAAAACGAAACACUAAUCCAUUCAUCACUCUUCAUUCUGAUGUAGUGCUUUUCUUUAUUGUUGUUUGUUAUUAGUGAGACUGUUGAAUUGAAUCUGCGUGCCUUACGUUGUCUUUGUAAAUUUUUCAAUAAAUCUACACACUUUACCUCUGA